AUGAAGAGGAGGAAGAGCCCACGGUCGCUGCUGCUCUGCUGCGCGGCGAUUGUGGUGGUCGCGCUUCUCUCCCAACAAGGAGGCCAGGCAGCUUAUUACGUGCCGUCGCCGGGGCCAGCUCUGGCACCGGCCGGCUCCUCCGCGAUGAACUCCUCCACUGCUCCUCCGCCAGCCAAGCCCAACGCGUUCCCACUCCCAAUGUACGGUGUCACCCCUGGCAGCCUCCAGCCCCAAGAGUGCGGCGGCCGGUGCGCGGCGCGGUGCUCGGGGACGGCGUACCGGAAGCCGUGCCUCUUCUUCUGCCGGAAGUGCUGCGCGGCGUGCCUGUGCGUGCCGGCGGGCACCUACGGCAACAAGAACACCUGCCCCUGCUACAACAACUGGAAGACCAAGAGGGGAGGCCCCAAGUGCCCCUAG
Molecule: messenger RNA, 417 nt
Organism: Miscanthus lutarioriparius
Lineage: Eukaryota; Viridiplantae; Streptophyta; Magnoliopsida; Poales; Poaceae
Source: the annotation of a GenBank genome assembly